AUGAUCCGGUUGAAAGACGAUAACUUCUUGAAGUGGCAUUAUCAACUCGAGUCUGUUAUGGAAGGCUACGAUCUCUUUGGCCAUUUUGAUGGCUCGAGCAUUGCACCGCCGAAAUUUGCAAUCUUGGAUGAGGAAGGUGCUACCUCUGAGAUCACCGCAACCUACAUGGACUGGGUGAAGAUCGACAAAGCACUUCUCAGCUGCUUGAUCACCACGCUAUCUAAUGAUGCGAUUGAAUGUGUCAUUGGUUGCAAGACGGCACAUGAUGCAUGGAUGAAUUUGACGGAUCCAUAUGCCAUAGUCUAUCGUGCUUCUAUAAAUCAUCUCAAAAUCGAGCUUCAUACUGCACAUAAAGGCUCUGAUUCAAUUGAAAAGUUCUUGCUUUGCCUCAAACACAUUCGCAAUCACCUCGCUGUCACUCGUGUUUCGGUGUCCGACGAUGAUAUGAUGAUUGCAGCUUUGAAUGGACUUCAUUUUGAGUAUGAUAUGAUUAAGACAAUCUUGGUUGCUCUUGACACUUCGCUUUCCUUCAAAGAUUUUUGCAAUCAAUUGCUUGCGGCUGAACAAGCUGCUGAGGCAUGCAUGCUUUCUUCUCAUGCACCUAUGGUUGGUAUGCUGAGUCAAUCCUCUCCCUCUAUUUCUUCCCAUGCCUUAUCUGGUUCUAGUCAUGGUGAUGUGGUUGAGACAAAUUCUCUAGUUCUAGACAUUUUGGUCAUGGUUUUCAAGGCAAGUUUCAAGUUCCUUCUACGUCUGGUGGUGGUGUUGUUCUUAAGUGUCAAAUAUGUUGCAAGUGAGGGCGAUGGGGCUCUAGAUUAUUUCCAUCGCUCCAACUAUAUUUAUCAAGGUUCUCUACCACCAGCUUCCCUCACGGCCAUGACGGCUCAAACUUUUUUCUCUCCUGAUGCAGUAUUGAUUGUAGACAGUGGGGCAAGUCAUCACAUGGUGCCUCAUAUGACAAUAAUGGAUUUCUGCUUUACCUUGCACCUCUUUAGAUCAAGUGAGAGUGGAAAAUGGGGAAGGACAAAGUCACCAAUAAGGUUCUCUUCCAAGGCAAAAGUGAUAAUGGCUUAUGCUUCUUCUUCUUCUUUUCAGCCUCUUGAUGGCUCUUUUCUAGUUUUUUCUGAUCAGCAAAUGCAAGUUGUCAUUUCCCCUAUUGAUCAUGCCAGUUCUGGUUCUUUAUCUAGUCUCUCUUCAUCUCAGAACAUACAUCCAAUGACUACCAUGUCCAAAUUUGGUCUGUCUCAAAAUAAGUUCUUUGAGGAUUAUCAAUGUUUUACUUCUAUACAUGAUUCUACUACUCUCGAUGUGCCUUCUACAUUUCGUGCGGCUUCUUUCUCUCCUGCUUGGAUUAAGGCUAUAGAGGAAGAGAUUUAUGCCUUAACCAUGUAG
Prunus armeniaca (apricot) is the source of this 1389-nucleotide messenger RNA. Lineage: Eukaryota; Viridiplantae; Streptophyta; Magnoliopsida; Rosales; Rosaceae. The record is from the annotation of a GenBank genome assembly.